CUUCGUUUCAAAGAUAGCGGUCGACCUGAAACCUAAUCUUCAAAUGAUGGAGUCAGUGACAUCGGUCUAGGAAGUCUCAUUUAAUAGACCCGAAAGCAGCCAUUUGGGCUACUGCUAUUGUGGACUCAAACUCAAACUCCAAGGCUUUACAGAUCAAAAGAUUUUAAGUCUCCAGAAGCUACGAUUCGACUCACCUCAUCGGCAAGGGUUUCGAAGUUUGUGGCCUGGAUUCACCGUUUGGAAUUCAGUGCACAGUGAUAGGGCUCGAUUAUUGGUCUCAUGAACUUCACCACCGGUAGUCCGGUCUUUGCCAAGACCUCCAUUGACUUGGAAUCACCGUACUUUGUCACGCCUCAUCCGGAUGAGGCUUUGGCGGCUUGUACGAACAUGGUGUUACGACAAGACCUAAAGACCCUUUUAAACUGGCAGUGGUGGAUCAACGGGGUGUUCACCAGCGUGGUUCUUACUUUUGGAUUCACUGGCAAUUUCGUUUCAAUAUUCGUGUUGUUGCAACCCAAGAUGAGGAACUCGUUUAACCAGCUUUUGAUUGCUCUCUGCAUUUGCGACACCUUCUUCAUCUUUUGCAAUAUCUUGAAGGUUGGCUCGGCCUUUGGUCACAAAGUCCCAAAAUAUUUGUCGAUAUUGGACAAAUUACUGGAUGUGCUGGCUCAAGUGUCGAUGUGCUCGUCCGUGCUCAUGAUUGUGGCUUUCACCUUCGAGCGUCAUUUUGCAAUCUGCUCACCUCAUCAGUACCGCAUUCACAUUUGUACCACGCCUCCCUGGAAGCACCUCUCCUACUAUGUGGUGCCCGUCACAUUGCUCUCAUUCUUCUUCAAUAUUCCGAUGUUCAUGAACCUUGAUCCCUCUUGGAUGUUAAAUCCGACUUACGUCAAAAUAAACCUGUGGCUUAGAGUGCUUCACCCACUAACGACCACAGGCGUGGCUCCGAUAGCCAUCCUGAUAUUUCUAAACAUCCGGAUUUGUAAAGGGAUCAUCCUGCUUCAUCAGCGACGGACCAAUCGCAACAUCAAAGAGAUUCGAAUGACUUAUAUCGCUAUAGCCAUAGUCACUUUAUUCAUCAUUUUCAACCUUCCCCGGAUCGUGGCCGGCGCUCAUGAGGUGUUCCACACGCAGCUGAUUAUUCGGUGUAUUCAAAACAAUAUUCAAUAUAUUCCGGACUUGAUGUUCUUCCAAAGUGACACGGUGGCCCGAUUUUUCAUGAUUUUAAAUUCCUCCGUCAACUUUCUAGUCUACUGUGCGGGUAGCAAGGCAUUUCAGGAAGUGUUUUGUGAACGAAUUCUUAAAUGUCGACCGAAGAUGGUGGAAUCCAAUGGUGUUCCACGUGAUGACGAGGACGACGAAGACGCGGAUGAGCAUGAAGAGAGGCCGGCGUCAGCCAAAGAGGAGAAUAGAAGAGUAAUAGUGAGACUCAAGGAUUCUUCUUCAUCCAGCACCAGAUCAAAUGAACUCAAUAAGACCUUCAAUGGAGAUCUGACAGUGGUCCAAAUUGAAGAGAUGCCAAUGGAGAACAAAAGUUGUCAAAGUCAUCUCGACGAAGAUCCAGUUGCAUCCAGUAUGAAUGCAAGAGAGAAUGGAACAUGCUCAAUUCAAUCACAGGAGGAAGAUAAACACGAAUUGAGCGCCCAAACAUACAUCAAAAAUGACUUGACUAAUAUUUUCGGUAUGAAAGUUGGUGUGGCCGAGACGCAUGUAUAAUUUGAUAAGAUUUUGCACUACAUGCUGCGAUUAUAGGUACGGUAAACAUUGCAAUACAGUCAUUCAAUUCCCACCGGUGAA
Tigriopus californicus is the source of this 1797-nucleotide messenger RNA. Its product is annotated as G-protein coupled receptor daf-37-like. Gene Ontology annotation, biological process: G protein-coupled receptor signaling pathway. Gene Ontology annotation, molecular function: G protein-coupled receptor activity. NCBI's taxonomy places the organism in Eukaryota, Metazoa, Arthropoda, Copepoda, Harpacticoida, Harpacticidae. Gene Ontology annotation, cellular component: membrane. The transcript has 8 exons. The record is from RefSeq and is a predicted model, not a curated record. The coding region runs from base 280 to 1716 and encodes 478 amino acids.